CCUUGAUCGUUGGAAUGGAGGGGGGUCCCUCACUGACACUGCCCAAUGUGGUUCCAAUGGUGGUAGGUUUGGGAUUGUGAGUUUAGUUUUAUUUUUUUGUGAUCAUUUUCGGUCCAAUUAGUUACGAGGACGUAAUUAUAUAGAAAUUUUGUAAAUCUAUGACCUAUUAUUUAUUAUAGUUUUUCGUUUGGAACUCGCAUUUUAAUCUGAUACUAAAAAAUUAACUUUAAUUUCUAAUUUGAUAACAUAAACAUUCUUGAGAUGGAACAAGGAGGACAUCAGCUCGGCCGCAGUCCUGUGCCUGGCAUCAUCGAGUCAACACCUCUCUCUAGUCAUGGAUGUGCUUCUUCGGAUCCACAGGCACUUCAAUAAUACUACAGUCCCGAUAGGUGACGAGGUUCAAGCAGCGAAGGCCGCCGAUAGUGAUAUGUUUAGCCUUACAGACAUAAUAUUAGUCAUAUUCCUGAUUGGAAUCACAGUAUGGUGGUGGUUUUACAGAAACAAGAAGGAUGCUUCCUUGAAAGACAAAUCCUAUGCCAUACAGCCCAUGGUAAUGACCUCAACCCCACAAGUCACUGACAAUUCUUUUAUUAAGAAACUUAAAUCAAGUGGACGUAGCCUAAUUGUAUUUUAUGGAAGUCAGACCGGAACAGGGGAGGAGUUUGCCGGUAGAAUUGCCAAAGAAGGAAUCAGGUACCAACUAAAAGGAAUGGUUGCUGACCCUGAGGAGUAUGACAUGGAAGAAUUAACUCAACUGAAAAACAUCUCUAACUCUCUUGCUGUUUUUUGCAUGGCAACUUAUGGUGAAGGAGAUCCUACUGACAAUGCUAUGGAGUUCGUUGAAUGGCUACAAAAUGGAGAGGCUGAUUUAACUGGUCUAAAUUACACUAUUUUCGGACUAGGAAAUAAAACUUAUGAACAUUACAACGAAGUGGCCAUAUACAUUGACAAGAGGUUGGAGGAGCUUGGUGCAACACGAGUCUACCAGCUUGGUCUUGGAGAUGACGAUGCAAAUAUUGAAGAUGACUUCAUCACCUGGAAAGAUGGCUUAUGGCCAACAGUCUGUGAGUUUUUCAACAUUGAAGCCUCUGGUGAGGAAUUUAAUAUGAGGCAAUACAGAGUGACUGAGCAUGACAAGGAUGCACUUCCAGACCGUAUCUACUCCGGAGAAAUAGCCAGGAUAUUUUCAUAUAAAAAUCAGAAGCCACCAUAUGACAUGAAGAAUCCAUUCCUCACUCCAGUCAGGGUUAACAGAGAACUUCAUAAGGGUGGGGGUAGGUCCUGUAUGCACAUUGAAUUUGAUUUAGAAGGAUCAAAACUCAGAUAUGACAGCGGCGAUCAUGCUGCAGUAUAUCCUGAAAACCGAGUAGAAUUAGUAAAUAGGAUAGGAGAGUUACUGGAAGUAGAUCUUGAUACGGUGUUUACCCUCACAAAUACUGAUGAGGAUUCCAGUAAACGUCAUCCUUUCCCUUGCCCUACCUCAUACAGAACAGCUCUGACAUACUAUGUAGAUAUAUCUGGCAAGCCAAGAACUCACGUACUAAAAGAAUUGGCUGAAUACGCAUCAGAUCCUCAGGAAGCAGCACAGUUGAAAAUGAUGGCUAGCACAUCUCCUGAAGGGAAAAAACUUUACAACCAAUGGAUUGUCGAGGAUAACAGGAGCAUUGUCCAUGUUCUUGAAGAUAUGAAGUCAGUGAAACCAAAGAUUGACCAUCUUUGCGAACUUCUCCCUCGUUUACAAUGUAGAUACUAUUCGAUAUCAUCUUCCGGAAAGUUAUUCCCGAACCGUGUACAUAUCACUGCUGUUCGUGUUGAAUAUGACACUCCUACAAACCGUCAUGUCCAUGGUGUUGCUACGUCAUGGCUGGCUGAGAAGAUUCCAAAGGGAGAUGGAAGUGAAGAUCCAGUUGUACCGUUAUUUAUUAGGAAGUCCCAAUUUAAAUUGCCCACAAAGACACAAACUCCUAUAAUUAUGAUCGGACCUGGUACCGGUCUUGCUCCCUUCCGAGGAUUCAUCCAAGAGAGAGAUAUGGCCAGGAAAGAAGGAAAGCCAGUUGGAGAGACUAUAUUAUAUUUUGGAUGUAGAAGGAAGUCUGAAGAUUUUAUCUAUGAAGAAGAGCUUAAUGAGUUUGUUAAGAACGGAUCCUUGAAGAUGUAUGCAGCCUUUUCUCGUGAUCAGCCAGAAAAAAUCUAUGUUACACAUCUAUUGUCUAAAAAUGCAGAUGAAAUAUGGAAUGUGAUCGGUUUAAAUAAUGGACAUUUUUACAUCUGUGGAGAUGCUCGUUCGAUGGCUAAGGACGUUCAAGCUAUUCUACUUAAAGUCAUUCAAGAAAAGGGCAACAUGAGUGAAAAAGAAGCACAAACAUUUUUCAAAAAAAUGGAAAGCCAGAAGAGAUACUCUGCCGACGUUUGGAGUUAGAGAGCUUUCCAUCAUCACUCUAUUCCUUCAAUUGGCCCCAUUGGUGGCCAGAACCUAUAUUUUAUGUUGUAUAUUGAACACACUAAACAAAAAUUUUAUUUUGUUGUUUAUGUUGUUUUAUUUAUAAAUUUUAUGUUUAGUUGAAAAAAUAUAUAUAAAUAUCCUUGAUGAUUUUAAAACUUUUAUUGUUCAAAAAUAUAAAUAAGGAAUUUAGUUAAUUUAUUUUGGAAUCGUGCAUUAUUGAAAGUUCUCAAAAAUUAUGUUUUAUGUGAUACCCUUUAAAAUAAUCAUUACCGAUUUUAUUUAGUAAUAUAUUUAGUACAAUAUAUUAAUGUUUGUUAAUAGAGUGUAUUUUUAGUUUCAUAAAUAUUAUCAGUUGUGAAGAGUUAGGCUUCAGUGCAUGAAUGAGUAUGGUAAAAUUCAUGAUAAUUGUUACCAUCCACCCCACUUGAAAGGGUCUGUAAAAAAUAUAUUUAAAUGAUGCCCCUCUUCUGUCUUUGAUGGACAACUGUAACUAAGUACAAUCUGCCGUAUUCACAAACAUCAUCAAAGCAUAAAUAUGCAUAUUAUAAUUGUGAUCAUUUUUAUUUGUGCCUUUGACAAAUUUUAUAUUUAUAAAUUGUAUAAAUGUAAGAAUUUUAAAGUGAAGAGAAUAAAUAAUUUUUGUUAAAAAGUGUUUUUUUUUUUAUUUUGGAAUUCCAGAGUGUGCAUUAACCCUUUAUAAGACCUUAUGACAUAUUUUUCCCACUUCAGAAGCAGUAUUAGGAAACCAUAGUUCGCUCAUUUAGAACUAUUAGACCAAGGAAAAAAAAAAAGAGAUUUUACCAGCACCUAGUCCAUUUGUUUGUUGC
Nezara viridula (southern green stink bug) is the source of this 3270-nucleotide messenger RNA. The record is from the annotation of a GenBank genome assembly. NCBI's taxonomy places the organism in Eukaryota, Metazoa, Arthropoda, Insecta, Hemiptera, Pentatomidae.